Molecule: messenger RNA, 741 nt
Organism: Olea europaea var. sylvestris
Lineage: Eukaryota; Viridiplantae; Streptophyta; Magnoliopsida; Lamiales; Oleaceae
Exons: 4
Coding region: 1-741 (246 amino acids)
Source: RefSeq, a predicted model, not a curated record
AUGGAUGGGAUAGCUACUAAUAGCUAUCAAUGGCCGAGUGAGUGUUUAAGUGCAAAGAAAGUUGCUGGCCUUUAUGAGGGGUUCAAUAAUCAAGCGUCUGAGCGAAAGCAAUCACUGGAAGAUAUUUUAGGAACAUUCAUUUCGGAGACCAGAUCGAGGUUCAACAAAGAUGAGAAAGGAAAAUUUCCCAAUGACACGGAGGUUAACCCAAGGGAACACUUCAAUGCUAUCGUCUUAAGGAGUGGUAAAGUAGUUGAAGACCGCAAGCCUAGAGAUCCCAUAUUUGUAGAGGAAAAGCAGACUGAAGGGUAUUUGAAGAAGGAGUUUGAUGAGAAAUUCACAAAGUUUUUGGAGGUCUUCAAGAAAAUUCACAUCAACAUUCCCUUUGCAGAAUCCUUGGCACAAAUACCUGACUAUACCAAGUUCUUAAAUAACGUGAUGUCAAAGAAGAAAAAGUUGGAGGAGUUUGAGAUUGUUAAGCUGACAGAGGAGUGUAGUGCCAUACUUCAGAUGAAGCUCCCUCACAAAUUGAAAGAUCUGGGUCGCUUCAACAUCCAGUGCAAUAUUGGUGGUAUCACAUUUGAUAGGGCAAUGUGUGACCUUGGAGCUAGCAUAAAUCUGAUGCCCCUAUCAGUGUUCAAAAAGCUGGGUCUUGGAGAAGUGAAAUCCACACCCUUACCUUGCAACUGGCGGAUAGGUCAAUCACAUAUUCCAAGGGCAUUAUUGAAGAUGUGUUGGUGA